AGUGAAAUUUUGGUCAGAGGCUUAUCAGUGCGUCGCCGGUAGCUUCUAGAAUAGGGUGUUUGAAAAUAUUCGUGGUUUUGCAACAAUCAUGUCCGCUCGGGUUCUCACGGUGAUGUUGAACAAUGGCCGAAUGAUGCCGGCUAUCGGCUUGGGUACAUCGAUGUCCAAAGGGGACGAAUGCGUGGUGGCAGUGAAGGCGGCAAUCGAUGUGGGAUUCCGCCACAUUGAUACCGCUUACUUCUAUCGCAAUGAGGAAGCCGUGGGGCAGGCGAUACGCGCCAAGAUCGAAGAGGGAGUCGUCACGCGCGAUGAGCUGUUUGUUACUACUAAGCUAUGGAACACCUUCCACAAUCCCGAGCACGUAUCGCAAGCCUUGGAUAAAUCGUUGGAAUACUUGGGUCUGGACUACGUCGACCUUUUCCUCAUGCACAUGCCGUUCGGGUACAAAUUCAUCGGCUGGGACCCGGAAAAACGAAUGCCCUUCGAUGAGAACGGAGUGCUUCAAUUCUCCGACGUUGACUUCGUGGACACCUGGAAGGCGAUGGAAAAACUGCUGGAAACGGGAAAAGUUCGAAGCUUGGGCGUUUCCAACUUUAACAGCGAUCAGAUUGAGCGGAUUUUAGCGGAGUGUAAGGUCAAGCCUGUUACCAAUCAGGUCGAGUGCAGUCCGAGGAUCAACCAGAAGAAAUUGGUUGAAUUUUGCAAAGCCAGAGACAUAACCGUCACGGCUCAUAGUCCACUGGGGCGACCGCAUUUGUUCGAGAAAGAUCCGGAAAACAAACCGAAACCGGUGUUGGAUGAUCAGAAGAUAAUUGAAAUGGGAAUAAAGUAUGGAAAAACACCGGUUCAAAUCGUGUUAAGAUAUCUGGUGGAAAGUGGAGUGAUUCCGGUCCCGAAGUCAACAAGUGUAGAGCAUUUAAAACAAAAUUUAGAUAUUUUUGAUUUUGAAUUGUCAUCCGAGGAUAUGGAAGUACUCUACGGUUUCAAUACUAAUCAAAGAAUGGUUGGUUUCAGUCGCCUAGUAGGACACAAGUACUACCCAUUCAAUACUGAAUUUUAAUCUGACUCACUUACUCACUGUUUGAUAUCGGAAG
Ochlerotatus camptorhynchus is the source of this 1094-nucleotide messenger RNA. RefSeq names its product 1,5-anhydro-D-fructose reductase-like. The transcript is spliced from 3 exons. The record is from RefSeq and is a predicted model, not a curated record. Bases 89 to 1060 code for a protein of 323 amino acids. Gene Ontology annotation, cellular component: cytosol. NCBI's taxonomy places the organism in Eukaryota, Metazoa, Arthropoda, Insecta, Diptera, Culicidae. Gene Ontology annotation, molecular function: aldose reductase (NADPH) activity.